Impatiens glandulifera is the source of this 1037-nucleotide messenger RNA. RefSeq names its product protein SYM1-like. The transcript is spliced from 4 exons. Bases 140 to 922 code for a protein of 260 amino acids. NCBI's taxonomy places the organism in Eukaryota, Viridiplantae, Streptophyta, Magnoliopsida, Ericales, Balsaminaceae. The record is from RefSeq and is a predicted model, not a curated record. Gene Ontology annotation, cellular component: cytoplasm; membrane.
UAGGAAUGACCAAAGAAAAGAUAACCACCAUUAACCAAACCAUCUUCGUCUUCUUCAUUUGGUGGACCAUUCUUGAAGCUUCGAAAUAGUCAUCAACAGCCAGCGAAAGAGGACAGGAAACGACGAUCUACAAAGAAGGAUGAAUUCCGGCAUCCUGAGAAAUGGCCGGAUAAUCUCGCUUUCCAUUCACAGAACCUGCCUCUUGCUGCACCAAAGGCAUUCCAUAACGGAAUCAAUCGGAGCUUCCGUCGUCCGAAAUGAUAAACACUACUUGAGAUCUUAUUUUCGUUCAUCGCUUUUAAGAAAAUCAAGGACCAAAGAGGUCCAAUUGCCUGUUCCUGCUCCUGCUCCUGCCAAUCCAAUUUCUUCAUCUUCGAAUUUAGGAGUCGUCGGAUGGUACUUGGCGAUGGUCAAAGCUCGUCCAAUUCUCACCAAAAGCAUCACUUCUGCCCUAGUUUACACUGCUGCUGAUUUAUCUUCUCAGACAAUUUCUAAACCAACAUCAGAGAGUUAUGAUUUGGUGAGGACAUCACGCAUGACAGCAUAUGCAAUGGUGAUUUUGGGACCAUCACUCCAUUUUUGGUUUACUUUCAUUUCGAAAACCUUCCCAAAACGCGAUCUUAUAACCACACUGAAGAAAAUGCUGCUAGGACAGACAAUAUAUGGACCUACAAUGACAGUUAUCUUCUUCUCAUCAAAUGCAGCUAUAAGAGGUGAAACUAUACCUGAAAUAGUAGCUAGAUUGAAACGAGACUUGAUCCCUACAAUGAAGAGUGGUAUUAUGUACUGGCCUAUAUGCGAUUUUGUGACAUUCAGAUUCGUCCCUGUUCAUUUGCAACCACUGAUGAGCAACUCAUUCUCGUAUUUGUGGACUACAUACAUUACAUACAUGGCAAGCUUAGACAAGGCAAGUACCCAUUAAACAUUCCUAGUUCUUUUUAGGGUUGAUUAACCCAAACAUUAACAUUGUUAAUAUUACUAUUAUUAUAUGAAAAACAUUCAAAUCUUGUCAAAUGUGCAUGCAUAUAUCAUUAUCA